Molecule: messenger RNA, 5523 nt
Organism: Bactrocera latifrons
Lineage: Eukaryota; Metazoa; Arthropoda; Insecta; Diptera; Tephritidae
Gene: dtr
Product: dynein assembly factor 1, axonemal homolog
Exons: 6
Coding region: 150-5354 (1734 amino acids)
Molecular function (GO): protein binding
Source: RefSeq, a predicted model, not a curated record
AUAUUUGAAAUAUUUUAAUAUAAAAUAGAGAAAAAAAAUUUAAGGGAAAUAACGAAAAUACUAUAACUAAAGAAAGUCUUAAAACCUUAAAACGAGAUAAUCAAAAAGACAUAAGCGUUCUGAAACCUUCUCUACUUAAAACAACAGCUAUGGAACGCUAUUACGUUGGCCGUGAUAGCGGUGACACAGGAGCCCAAUUAUACAACAGCAAUAACAACAGAACCGAACAAAGGGAGAUCACUGGUUUGACACGUAUUACUAAGAAACGCCUAAAAGAGCUCUGCAAAAAGGAUAAACUCUAUCAGACGCCGGCGCUUAAUGAUGUACUUUAUCUUCACUAUCAAGGCAUCGAUUGCAUUGAGUGCUUGGAGGAAUACACCGGGCUCAAAUGCCUUUGGUUGGAAUGCAAUGCCAUAUCCGAAAUACAAGGACUGGACAAUCAAAAACAUCUCAAGUGCCUAUUUUUACAAAGUAAUUUGAUAAAACGUAUUGAGAACUUGGAAAACUGCCCGGAGCUAGAUACCCUYAAUUUAGCAUCGAAUCAUAUACGAAAAAUCGAGAAUUGUGGCUUCGAUGUAUUGCCAGUUUUGAGUACGCUAAAUUUGUCCUCGAAUUAUUUAAAAGACUUCGAUGGUCUUAGGGAYUUGGAAAAUUGUAAGACACUUUCAGUGUUGGACUUAUCGAAUAAUCGUAUUGAUGAUAUUUUGGUGGUGAAGAUUUUCUCUAAAAUGCCACAAUUACGCGUGUUGGUGCUACAAGGUAAUCCAGUAGUAUCUAAAUUACCGCAAUACCGCAAGACCCUAAUAUUGGAAUGUAAAGAACUGACUUACCUCGACAGUCGUCCAGUGUUUCCGAAAGAUCGGGCAUGUGCAGAAGCUUGGAAAAUUGGCGGUUACGAAGGUGAACGCAAAGAAAAUGAACGUUGGAAUCGCAUGGAACGUAAAAAGAUACGUGACAGCGUUAAUGCCACAAUUCGCAUGCGAAACAGACAUAAGCCACUAGAUCAACAAGAUGCACUUUUUAAUUCAUCCGACUCCGAUGAAGAUUCUAUGGAAGUGAAGCGACAUCGCCAAGCUGAAGUUGAUGCUGGAAUAAAUAUGGAAUUGGGCAUAUGGGAAGAGGUAGUGAAUGAAGAUAGCAAAUCGGAAACAGCUUCCUCCGAUAUGAAUGUUAGCUCAUCAACCUCGGUACUAAGUACUACAGACUCAAAUGCUAAUAUUUCAGCGGACUCCAAAUCGCUGGAGUUGCGUUCAAAUCUAGACAAAGAAGAAACAAAAAUUAUGAACGAUUCUUCUAUUACAAAAUCUCAAGUUUUAGAAAUAACRAAAGAUGGUAAUAUGGGAAAUGUAUUGAAUAUUUGUACGGAUUCAUUGGUAGAGAAAGUUAGUAUAACUGAGGAUGAUAGAAAAGAAGCAAGUAUUGCUCAGAAGCGCGUAUUUAUUGAAGAAGUAGCAGAGCGUGACGACAGUAAUAGAACCAACUCUUUCGAUAUUACCAGCGGUGUAAUUGAACGUCUGCUAGACAAUGAGAUAUUACCAGCGGUUGUGCAGAAAACUGGAAAUCUAAAUGGGUGCAUGUCGCAAAUACAAAAUCUCUCCGAUUCCGAUGACGCUGGCAAAGACGAGUACAAUGCGACCGUGGAUGCAAUUUCUAAAAUAACAAUGAAUGAUCUUUCAACACCCUCGCCCAAGAAACGUAUCAAACUACAAAUAGAGGUGGAUGAGUGUUUUGAAAUGAUGGAUACAGAAGAGGAAGAACAAAUUGUAACCGAGAAGAGUUUGCAAAUGGAGGUAGAAGRUCAGCAGCAGCCGCAAGAUUAUAACAGCCAUGUGAAAAACAUAUACGAAAUCUGUUCAUUAAGAGAGGAUAAUGCGUUCCCACAAGCCAAAACAGCUGAACAAUUAAAAUAUGAGCAGGAGUGUGAGGAAGUCAACCAAAAGUUAGUAGAAGACUUUGAAGAACUUUCGACGCACAUGGAUGAAUUUUUCGUAGAAAUGAAAAAAGACAAAGAAUCGGUUGAAAAAACCCAAAGCAUCAGCUUCUCUGCGCAGGAUUAUGAAGUUAAAGUAAAUAAAAAACACAAGACUGCCUUGGAAGAGCAAAACGCAAAGAUGGAUGUGUUGUGCAAAGAACCCACGUCAGAAAACGCCAUUGCUUUUGGGGAUGAACACAUUSCUCAAGUGGAAGUACCUACAGAAUGUCAAACAACAUUAUCAGUUGGUGAAAGAGAGAUAGAAGGAAGCAGCAGCAGCAGUACGGAUGUGCCGCCUGAAGCCAGCGGCAUCGAUAAGGUUGUUCCAUUGGGUAGUACAGUUCUUAAGGUUGAAGCAUUCGACAGUGAUGUACCAGGUGAUCAUGCAGAUACACCAAUACUAGUAGUUAAUAAUGAUGUUACGGAAACAGACAAUCAACAGGAAGCUGUUGUUGUAAUCCCGAACUUUGAUAGACAACCAGGAGAAUCUAUCUCAACUUUCGAACGCGAAGAAAGAGAGCUACGUCAAUUACUACAAAAACUUGAGGAUGAAAAUGAGCAGUUGUAUAAAAUUAACCAUGCAUAUCGACAAGCGUUAGAAAAGGACAUACGGGAAGAAAUAAAAUAUAGAGAUAGUGACAGCAGUGAACAAACUAAUACAAUAUGCGCUGAAAUAAUACAAGAUCUUCUCGAGGAGYUGGCCUUAUUGAAGCAGGCAACGCGAGAACAUCCAACCAAGCCGAAGAGCUAUGAAUUUGGUGAAAUUGAAUCAGAUGAAGAAUACAGUUACUCAGAUCCACCAAAGUCGCCUGAGCCGCAAAUACGCAGCAUACGUGAUGUGUUGGGCUCCUUCAAUGAACUGCUACAGGAGAUAGCACGCAAGAAUAGGGCUGAUAAAGAACGUGAAGAGUCUGAAAACAGAGAAGCCGUUCAAAGUAAAUACGCGACCACCGAAGCUCAAAAGGCGGAGAGUUUACAGAACCUUCUAAAAUCACCCAAUUUGCGAGAUUUUAAUGGCGAUACCAGUGAAUUGUUGGAUCAACAAAUUGCUGUCGAAAAGAAACGCGAGAAUGCGCGUGUUCGCAAAUUAGUAGACCGGGUUUAUUCGCAAAAAGAUAAGUACAACGAUACUUUGGAAGUCGUAGACGGUAAGCUGGUUGUGGUGAAAAAAGACACUGGCGAGAUAGAAGAUUUGCCGGAAAGCAAAUUUAAUUAUAGUGAURCCGACGAUUCAGAUUACUACGAAUCAGCUAACUCUGAUACUGAGGGUGGUACUGAGUCGACGCGUCUUUGGGACUCGAAGGUGCGCAGAGAGGAGAAUGGAGUUGGAAAUUUUAAAUUACCUUAUCGACCCACGGAACGUAUACCUGCCAUGCAGUUAAUACAGAGGGCAAAUGCUUUAAAGGAAAAAGAAGAUGCAGCACGUGAAGCAGCAGAAGAAGAGGAAAAUGAGCAAUUCUAUUCAUUGGAACCAACGAGACCCACUAGUUUCCAUGACGUCGAUGAGGAAUUUAUAGAUAAAAUGGACUUUGAAAAGGCAGCAGUUGAAAAACUCAACGAAGAUUGUGUUGUUGAGUGCACACGCAGCUAUACCGAACUGAAACAGAUCAUCAAGCAGGAUAAAGAAGACUUCAGCUUGACAGAGGAUGAAAAUAAUAUAUUGCAGAGAAUAGUAGAACGCGUGGAGCAAGGUAAUGUCAAGAAAACCAAAAAUGCAGGUUCAUUUACACAAGAAGAGAAUGAGCUAAUGCAUAAGAUGGUGCAACGUACAAAGGAGAAAGAAAAAGAAAAACAGGAAACCCGACGUUUAGAGGGAGAGUCCCACGGAAGCAAAGUUAAGCCAACACUUUCGAAACAGACAAUACAAAUUAUGGAAUUUAAUGGAAACUCGGCUCAAACUGCUGUGAGUAAUGAAGAGAACAGUGGAAACUUUAUGAAUAUCAAACAAUUGGACGCCGAAUUUCCAAUACCACGUAUCUUUAGAGACAUGCUAGAYGAAACAGAUAUGAAUAAAAUGGCGCACAAGUUUCAUGACAAUGAGCCAAAGCCUGAACUGACGGUUUUACGUAGCAAAGAAACAAAUGAGCUUGUAAACAAGCUACAAGAAGAGCAAAAAUGUGGAUUUUUCAGGAAUCCACUCGAACUAACUCGUGGCGGUAUAGCAGUGGAACAACAAUGUAUCGAAGAAAAGUUUCACGAAUCAGCCGUAUUACCAAUAACAGAUGAACCAGACGUGGAAGUGCUGGAUGCGGUAGAUGAGUGUGACGAAUUAGUAAAGGAAGGAGUGUUAGAAUCCGAAUUAGAGCCAGAGUCUAAGCCCUUAGCGAUAUACCAAGAAAUAGACGAAGAAACUUUCAAAGAAAAAGUGGAGCUCAUGAAGGCUAAUCCAGCCUUCAAUGAGAAACGUGAAAAUCUCAGAGAUGUGGCAGUUAGCGUGCUGAAAUUCGAUGGUAGUAAUUACGAGGAAUAUGGCAUUGAUCAAGAAACAGCGCGUGGCGUUGUCGCAUACGAGAAAAUGUUGAAUUUUGGUGUAGUCGAGACCGAAKAUGAGUUUCUAGAUGCGCCAAUGGGCGAGGAAGAAAUGGUAAAAAGCGUAACCGAAGCGCUGCAAAAGAAUGAGUUGAAGAAGGAAAAAGAAACGAAAGAAAGCAUAGCAAAAAAGGAAGCAGAAGAUGUAGUAAACGAGUCCGAAGUACAAAAUCAGCAACAGCCGCAGUCUAAUAUGGAAGAGAUAGAAGAUGCGACCGAUUUCUAUGAAGCGCCAACCAAGACAGAUAAUUUGAAAGAAGACACCGAUGAUACGGUUGAAGAUAACUCCAAAAACGUUAAUCUAUAUGAUUUGGAGGAAAUGACUAAAGCGAAUAUGAAAAAAUUAGAGAAUCUUGAAAAUGAAAUCACAAAUUAUUUAUAUCAAUUCGUGGAUCAUAUACAGAGUCAAGCAGAUUAUAAGAAAUUAGCAGUUGAUACAGAGUUUAAAGACGGUUUAGUUGAAUAUAAGGAUAUACCUCAAAGCCUUGGUAAAUUAGGUGAACAUAUUAGUGAUCACAACACAGCAURUAAAAUACAGCGAGAGACAGCAGCCACAAAACUCAGUGAUGCUAUUACAACACACCAACAACAACCAGAACCUACAACAAAAACUGAAGAACUUGGCAAACCCGCCGUUAAUGACCUACAGAAAUCGCGUAGUCUUGCGAAUCUACUGAAAUCACCAAUCCUGAAACAAUUCAACGAUGAUACCAACGAAAGCCUGGAUGCACAAAUACAGGCAGCGCAGAAAAGCGAUUUCGARUUGCUCGAAUGCAAUCUGGAAGUUAUUGGCGAUGACGAUGAGGURGUCAAUGAAAUCACGGUUAACGCCGAGAUUACAUAUAAUUCAUAAACAAAUAUUGAAAUAAAAAAAAUUGUAUGUAUAUUUUUUAUAAAACACAAGUUUUCAAGUACCAAUUAAUCAUCUGAGUAUAUAUGUACAAGUAUUUAUGGUCCACAUGAGUACUCAGGUUUCACCAAAUAUACUAUAUGUAUGUAUGUACACAAAUUAUUGAAUGAUU